ACACAGCAGGAGAACUCAGUCCACAGAGCAGAGAACCAGACAAGAGCAGACCAUAGACCUCAGUCCACAGACCAGAGAAUGAGAGAGAGACCAGACAAGACCAACUAAACAGUGGAAACACUGUCAGUCAGACGAUGGGGUGGAGAACCCUUCUCUUACUAACAGGGCUGUUUUUACCCUCUCCAUGCCAUCCUCAGUACCACUUUGUGAACAUGGGCAAGAACUGGACUGAAGCACAGAGAUACUGCAGAAAUAAGUACACUGACCUGGCCACCAUAGACAACAUGGAGGAUAUGAACAGACUGAUCAACACUGUAGACAGUGGUUAUAAUGGAUCAGCCUGGAUAGGGUUGUAUAAUGGUGUUAACAGCUGGAGGUGGUCUCUAGAAGAUAUGGACUACUAUGGUGAGGGAGAGACUGAGUUUAGGAACUGGGACAGUUCAGAUGUCAAAUACAUUGAUCAGCACUGUGUAGUGACAGGACAGUAUGGGACGUGGUGGGAUCUCAUUUGCGACCAAAAUUAUUACUCGGUCUGCUACAACGGGAAGACAACCAUCAUUUCUGAGAGGUUCAUCUUGUCAAAUGAAAGUAUGACGUGGGAUGAAGGGCAGAGCUACUGCAGACAGCACUACACAGACAUGGCCAGUGUGAGGAACCUGGCUGAGAGCAGGAAGAUAGGGAACAUUGUACCGAAGGGAAACUGGGUGUGGAUCGGCCUGUUCAGAGACUGGAGCUGGUCGGACCAGAGUAACUCUUCAUUCAGAUACUGGCGUUCUAGAGCACCCAAUAAUCGCUACGGGAACUGUGUGUCGGUGUUCGGUAAAUCAGGCAAAUGGGAAGACUACACAUGUGGAACAAAACUUCCCUUCUGCUGCUACGGUGCUCCCGCAGUGACGAAGACUCAGCAGGUGGUGCGAGUGAAGCUGAUCCCAAAAUGCCAGAACAUGGUCCUGACUGAUCCUGCCAUUCAGGAGGCCAUCUUGCAGCAUAUAAAGAAGGAAUUGACUGGGAAGGGGAUGUCUGAUGAUGCCAAACUGAGAUGGAAGGAGCAGCCUGAUGGGAAGAUCUUCCACAAGGAAGAAAAGGGGAAGAAGUAAGAAGGAGAAACUGAACCGAGUAUGAAGCUGUAAAUACUAUUACAGUAGAGACUAAGGGGACUUUUCUGACCAACAUCCCAUUUACAGCUCGACUUGCCAAAACCCUGAAAACUAACCCUUACCAUAACCCUAACUAUAUCCUUAACCAACCCCCUAACCUUAACCAAACACAUAACCAAUGACGUAUAUAAACCCUGGAUUGUUGAUGCUACAGUAUUUAUUGGCCAUUGAGAGACUUUGAAGCCACAGGUCGGCCAUAUUGGCACUCCCUAGUAGGAGCAGUCCUCCAAUGGAAUUGAAUAGAAUUCUACAGUAUUUCAAUUAAAAUGUUCAAGGACAAAAUUACAUGUUUUUAAGUAUGUUUUGUUGUAGUGGGGACAGGAACAUUAGUACUCUCCAAAAAGAAAUACUUUACGGAAUGUUUUUAAAAUAUAUUGUUUCAAUUUUAUGUUCAGCUUACAUAGUAUAAUUUUAAAGUAUGCAUUAAGGAGUCUGUUAUAGAAUAAAUAUGUCAAAACGGAUGUAGACAUUAAUAAGUGCAUUUCUAUAGCUUCCAAAAUAUUUUUACAAUUGGGGAGGAGUGCCAAGAUAGCUGCACCAGUAGCUUCAAUACAGAGCAUGAUGCCAGUCAUCCAGGGUUUGUACACAUCAUAGCACGUAACCCUAUUCUUAACCCUAACGUUCACCUGAUUCUAACCAAUUUGGAUAUUAAAUAUUGUCUUUCACCUCAGUCACGUCCGCUUAGUUUUUCCUUACUGUCUCAUAUCCCUUAUAUUCUAAUUUUCACACUCUAGCCAGUAGUUAUUUUGUAAUAAUGAUACAUUAUGUCAAAUUGCAUUUGGAUUGUGUUUUCACACUUAAUGCUGUUAUGAAUUGUUCAAACUAUAAUUCCAAGACAUGUCUAAAUGUUUCACCUUUCUUGUUACUGAUUCAAUGUAUUUACUUUUCUUGUUAUUUCUCAGUUUCUAAGAGUACACAACUAUGUUAACAUGAAACUGUGUGAUUGAUAGAUAGUAACAUUUUUAUUAAAAUGUUUUAAUUACUUUAUUUCUUAUUAUGAUUCAUAAUUAUUUUAAUAUAGUUUAUAAUGUAUUUUUAAACCAUUCUUACAGUGAUAUUAUUUCCAUUUCAUACUGCAUUUAUACUCUAGUAUGGAUAUACAGUAUAUAAACAUGUUAACAAAUAAUUGUCUUACUCUUUAAACUACUGUUGAUGUAAUUACAUUAAUGAAGUGAAAUACUAUUGAAGACAAUUCUGAGUCUGAAAUGGUUGAUUAGAAGUUAAGAAUCAGCAACUUUAUAUUACCGUACUGUAAUGUCAUGUUUAAUAGAUAACAUUGUACAUUGAAUUCAGCAACACUACUCAUCACAACUACAAAAUACAGCAGUAGGGUUCAAAUCAACAGUGUUUUACAAACUAUAGGGUAUGAUAUGUUUAAAA
Messenger RNA from Oncorhynchus tshawytscha (Chinook salmon), 2537 nucleotides. Its product is annotated as C-type mannose receptor 2-like. Bases 135 to 1097 code for a protein of 320 amino acids. The record is from RefSeq and is a predicted model, not a curated record. Lineage: Eukaryota; Metazoa; Chordata; Actinopteri; Salmoniformes; Salmonidae. The transcript has 6 exons.